AUGAUCCCAAUGGUGGCCGCUGAUUCCGUAGCCGACUUGCCAAGCUUUACAAACUACUGGAAUGUCACGCCUCCACUCAACUACAGCGAUGCAUUAUACGCUGGCUGGCCCCAGUUGCCUACCCUAUCUGACAUUGAAGUGUAUAAUGGAGUUGCCCACGGACGCACAUACGCACACCAUCCUGAAAUCUAUGCCCGCAACAACUCCGUCUACCUAAUACACUCGUCCGCUCUGAUCGACGAAGACAGCAUGGGCCAGCAGAUCUGGCUGACCACCUCACAAGAUGGAGGCUUCACAUGGAGCCCUUCAGCGGAAAUCCUACCAUCGGCCUUGCUCCCCAACCAGUCUGCCGAGCUGAACUUUAGCUACUGGUGUAAUGAGGGAAUCCAGCAGCGAGCGCUAGGCGGCCUGACCAUCCUUGACUACAACGAGACGCUCUUUGCCAUUGGCGAGACCACGAACUUUUGGUGCGCCGGCGCUCUGGGUAGCGGGAAUCACGGCGCCGGUCGCGUUGCGCGACCAAUCAGCUACGAUGGCUCAAUCGCCGGUGACCCUUGCUGGGUAGAGAAGACCAACUGGACAGACUACGUUGGCUACCCCGGUACUGUGUACGGGUCCAAGUACGGGAUGAAGUACUGCGAAGAUGCGGCAGCACUGAGAGAGAUUUUACAGAAACCAGAUCACGUACCUGCCUGGAGUGCAUGGCUCUACAACGGCAACAUGUACACCGAGAAUGGCGUCAACUACAUGCAGGAAAACACCUUUGCAGUGUGGGUCGAGGAACUGGGCGUCUGGCAGCGGUUUUGGCGUGACAUUACGGCUGUCAACAACACGAUGAAGAUAUGGGUAGAAUAUUCCUCCACGGGGCUGGACUGGUAUCCCGUCUCCGAGCACCGAUAUGGCAACCGCAUUCUAGAGACUAAUAUUCCUGAUGCCAAGACGAAACAGUUCUUGUUGGAUAUUACCGGCCCAGAGGAUGACAAGACACAUGUUCUGAUUUCAAAUCCGAGGAAUAAUACCGAGCUGGUAAGGCAGCCCUUGUCGAUCGCCACGGCGCGAGGUCUAGGUUUGCAGCAAUAUCGGGGUGUUGGUGUUCUCAGAACCAACGCGAGUGAGCAAAUCGCUCCUGAUACCCGAGACUACAAGAAUCGAGGUUUCAGCUACCCAGCGGCGGUGAGAGUGGGGGACAAUCUAGUCGUCGCGUAUAGUGAGAACAAGGAGAACAUAUGGGUCAGUAUGAUAAGGAUUGAGAAUCUUCCGUGA
This is a messenger RNA of Pestalotiopsis fici W106-1, 1263 nucleotides long. RefSeq lists its product as uncharacterized. The record is from RefSeq and is a predicted model, not a curated record. The coding region runs from base 1 to 1263 and encodes 420 amino acids. The transcript has a single exon. Lineage: Eukaryota; Fungi; Ascomycota; Sordariomycetes; Amphisphaeriales; Sporocadaceae.